CCGGGCAUCUUCGAGUUCGUUGGCGCUUUUCAGCCGUUCUUCUCCACCGCCGGGCAAAUGGAAUAACGGAAUAGUCGAAUAAGGAUGUAACCGAGCUCGCUCGCUUUUGGAGUGACCAAGCGCCAGAGUGGGGCAACUAAGCGCCAAAAUGGUGCAACUUCUAUGCCGUUUCUCGUGCAAACUCGGAUGCCCUUCCCCCGAAUCCUUCCGGCCGAUACGUUAAUUAUUCCGUCCGGAGGAGGAAUCUCGAGGGAGCUUCCGUUCUCUGUUCUCCGCUGCCAUGGCUUUUCUCUCGGCGUCGUCUCUUCGCGAACCGGUAUCGGCAAACCCUCCUAUCCGGAAGAUCGCCGGCUCUUCUGGAGUAGUUCGAUGCGCCGGAAGGCCGAGAGUCGUGUUUCAGGGCGUCUCGCUUCGGGGUUUUGGUUUGGCAUUGGAUGGGAGGCCACGGGGGGUCACGACUGCCGCGAUGAGUUCGAAUUGGACUGAUCCAACUGGUGCUGGUAUUGACACAUUUCAUGUUCCUCUCUUGUCUGGCUCUGAGGUUGCAGAAAAGCUUAGGGAAUUCCAGAAAAACAGAACUAGCAAGCAAAAUUACAUGGCUAUGUACUCUAGCAUCAUUGGUGGAAUCACUACAGAUCCUGCAGCUAUGGUGAUACCUAUGGAUGAUCACAUGGUUCAUCGAGGGCAUGGUGUUUUUGAUACUGCUGCCAUAAUGGACGGAUUUCUCUAUGAGUUAGAUCAACAUCUGGACCGUUUCUUAAGGUCUGCUUCAAUGGCCAAAAUUCAUCUCCCAUUUGAACGCUCAACCAUGAGAAACAUACUUGUACAAACUGUAGGUGCAUCAGGUUGUAGGCAGGGAUCAUUGAGGUACUGGCUUUCUCCAGGGCCUGGUGAUUUCUUAUUAUCUCCAUCAGGGUGUCCAAAUCCUGCUUUGUAUGCAAUUGUGAUUGAAGGUCGAUCUUUACCAGACCGAAAGGGUGUUAAAGUUAUAACAUCUUCAAUCCCAAUGAAAUCAUCGCAGUUUGCCAUAAUGAAGAAUGUAAACUACCUGCCCAAUGCACUGUCCAAGAUGGAAGCUGAAGAGAAUGGAGCAUUUGCAGCAAUUUGGUUGGAUGAUGAAGGGUUUGUUGCUGAGGGUCCUAACAUGAAUGUUGCUUUUGUGACAGCAGAUAGAGAGCUUCUUAUGCCCCAAUUUGACAAAAUUCUCAGUGGGUGCACAGCAAAACGAGUGUUGGUUCUUGCAGAACAACUUGUCUCAGAUAGGAGACUAAGCGGAAUCAGACUAGGGAAUGUAACCGUCCAGGAAGGGAAGAUGGCUGAAGAAAUGAUGCUUAUUGGAAGUGGAAUUAUUGUGAAGCCUGUCCUGCAAUGGGAUGAUCGCGUCAUUGGAUCUGGCAAAGUAGGUCCUGUGGCUCAUGCUCUUUUUGAUCUCAUUCUGGAGGACAUGAUGGCUGGUCCUCCAACAGUUCGGUUGGCUGUACCUUACUGAACUUGCUUGGCUAUUUUUCUUGUUUACCGGGGAAAAUUACAGCCUAAAACCUGAGUCCUGUGGCCCCAUGAUUCAUUUAUAAUGAUGCUGGGUCUUAAACCUUGUAAUAUCCCAAAAAUUCGUAUGAUGUAAUUUUAAACAGUGCUCUGUGUCAGACAUUCUUUGAUUUAGAAAAUAUAGUUUAAUUGCCUGCUCUUAUUCCCC
Messenger RNA from Elaeis guineensis (African oil palm), 1693 nucleotides. Its product is annotated as D-amino-acid transaminase, chloroplastic. Gene Ontology annotation, biological process: carboxylic acid metabolic process. Lineage: Eukaryota; Viridiplantae; Streptophyta; Magnoliopsida; Arecales; Arecaceae. The record is from RefSeq and is a predicted model, not a curated record. Gene Ontology annotation, molecular function: catalytic activity.